Molecule: messenger RNA, 1139 nt
Organism: Microtus ochrogaster (prairie vole)
Lineage: Eukaryota; Metazoa; Chordata; Mammalia; Rodentia; Cricetidae
Gene: Rsu1
Product: Ras suppressor protein 1
Cellular component (GO): cytoplasm
Molecular function (GO): protein binding
Source: RefSeq, a predicted model, not a curated record
CUGUUCUCCAAAUUUGGGAAGUGUCAGGCCGGGAGGGGCGUGGGGUUGGCCGGGUUUGGUGUGCGCCUGCGCCGAUCGCCUGGACAGGGUGUGUUCCUCCUCUCAGAACCUGGUUUUGGCUGACCGAGUGCACCUCUCGCCACCCGAGUUUCCCCUACAGGCUCCCAAGCACAGCCGCCAGCUGUUGCCCUCUGUGAACAUGUCUAAGUCACUGAAGAAGCUGGUGGAGGAGAGCAGGGAGAAGAACCAGCCGGAAGUGGACAUGAGUGACAGGGGCAUCUCCAGUAUGCUGGAUGUCAACGGCUUGUUCUCCUUGGCCCAUAUCACACAACUGGUGCUCAGUCAUAACAAGCUAACAACUGUGCCCCCAAAUGUAGCAGAGCUGAAGAACUUGGAGGUGCUUAACUUCUUCAACAACCAGAUCGAGGAACUGCCCACCCAGAUCAGCAGCCUUCAGAAGCUGAAGCACCUGAACCUGGGCAUGAACAGACUGAACACACUGCCUCGAGGAUUUGGCUCUCUCCCGGCUCUGGAGGUCCUGGACUUGACUUACAACAACCUGAAUGAACAUUCUCUCCCCGGAAACUUCUUCUACCUCACCACCCUGCGUGCACUCUAUCUAAGUGACAACGAUUUUGAAAUCCUGCCUCCAGAUAUUGGGAAGCUCACGAAGUUGCAGAUACUCAGCCUCAGGGAUAAUGACCUGAUCUCACUGCCUAAGGAAAUCGGCGAGCUCACCCAGCUGAAGGAGCUCCACAUCCAGGGGAACCGCCUGACUGUUCUGCCUCCAGAGCUAGGCAACUUGGAUCUAACUGGUCAGAAGCAGGUCUUCAAAGCAGAGAACAACCCCUGGGUCACCCCAAUUGCUGAUCAGUUCCAGCUUGGUGUUUCCCAUGUUUUUGAAUAUAUCCGUUCUGAGACCUACAAGUACCUCUACGGCAGACACAUGCAGGCGAACCCAGAACCCCCAAAGAAGAAUAACGACAAAUCAAAAAAGAUCAGCCGGAAACCCCUAGCAGCCAAGAACAAAUAAGGAGAAGACACUCUGGACUCCAGCCUCCUCUCUGAAUCUCCUGGCCUUCCUCGCUCUGUCUCACAAAUCAGUACAGUGUGCCUGUGCCUACUUAAAAAAAAAAAAA